This is a messenger RNA of Cyclospora cayetanensis, 1209 nucleotides long. RefSeq lists its product as uncharacterized. The coding region runs from base 1 to 1209 and encodes 402 amino acids. Lineage: Eukaryota; Apicomplexa; Conoidasida; Eucoccidiorida; Eimeriidae. The transcript has 7 exons. The record is from RefSeq and is a predicted model, not a curated record.
AUGCCGUCGGCGACUUCAGCCAGGGCAGCAAUCUCUAAAGCUGUCGCUGAUGCUGUGCCCUGUGGAGCGAGCGUCUGCCAGGGCCUGGUGCAGGCCCAAUCCUCUCAGCCCUCAUGGGCUUGGUGUAAAACUCUGCCUGCUGGUCUCCCAGCUUCCUCUCCAGCAUCUUUCCUCACCAAGGCUGCUGAUGCACUACCAGGAUCACAGUCCGAUGAUUCAAGGACACUUUGGCCGAAAUCCCGUAUCGGUCCUGCCCUCACUAAUCGGUUGCACUGGGGUAGCGUGCUACAUAUCGCGCAUUCGACUACGAUUGCAGCGAGCAAUCAGAAAAACACCGCUCGCCCUCUGGGUCCCAAACACGCCUCUGAACACGAGCACGAAGGGUCACUGGAUAAUGAGGAGCUCCUAGAGGCCGUGGACGCGGUUAGGAGAAGUGCAGACUCCGGCUCUCUCUAUUUACUUGAAUCUCGACUCUCUAGGGUGCUGCCAGAGCAUCCCGAUGCUGCCACUAUUAGGGAGCUCAUAAGGAAGAUGGAGCAGCUCAAGCAAGAGAAAGCCCGUCUCGCCAUGUUCCGGCACCAAACUCCCAAGGAAAUACGAAGCGAAUAUUUGCAAAUGAUGCUGACAGGACUAUUCACUGGACUGGCUGCAGCAAUCCAUCCAAUAUUCUUCAUCGGCAGUGUAUGCGGUCUCGUUCGAAUGCGCCGUUCUAGGGUAGCUGAGGUGGACCGUGAUUCUGGAACCAAGAAGGUGGAAGAGAUUAACCGGGAGAUAAAAGAGAUACGGGCCGAUUUGAAUUCCCUUCUCGAUGGAAUAUCUGACAUGGCAAGCAAACACACCCAUCGUAACACACGGUUUCUAAUAAUUCCCCAUUUAUAUUCACCAGCUUCUUCUGUUAGACAUGGUGUGCGUGGGUGCACGAGGCCUUCCACACAGAGCGGUACAAAAGAUGCGACGGAAAAGAAUGAUAUCGAACCUCGGAACGACAGUUACGGCAAACAAGGGGAGGAUGUGCCUUCCCCGGAUGGUCUAUGCAGGAAGCAGGAUGCCUAUCUAUGCGACAGCAAAGACAUUGCCAACUUUUUGAGCGUUAUUGCUGCAUUAGUAAGGGAGCUCGAAUGCAGCAACGAUAAUAUUCAGCAACAUGUUUCUAAGAUGCGAGGUGAACUUAACUGCAAUGCGUGUCUGCAAAGACAUAAUACAGCCUAA